AUGGAACCUACCAAAGGAAUUCAUGGAAUGGGUGGCAUUGGUAAGACGACAAUAGCUAGGGUUUGUUACGAACGAAUUCACGACAAAUUCGAAGCUCAUUGCUUCAUCUCCAACAUUCGAGAGAAAUUUGAAACCUCUAGUCUUCCAUAUUUACAAAGUGAACUCCUUUCAAGAAUGUUUUCAAUUGAAAAUAGCGACAUAGGGGAUGUUCAUGAAGGUAUUGCUAUGAUAAACCAAGCGGUUUUUCGAAAAAAGAUUCUUCUUGUCCUAGAUGAUGUGAAUUGUUCAGACCAAAUCAUGGGAUUGAUUCCAAACAAAGACUCUUUUAGAAAUGGCAGCAGAAUCAUCAUCACAACAAGAAAUGCAGUAAGUUAUGAUAGGUUGGAUGAGUGGGAGAACGAGAUAUUUCUAGACGUUGCUUGCUUUUUCAUGGGGAAGAGAAAAGAGAUUGUAGAAGAGAUUCUACAUAAUUGUGGUUUUCCAUGCCAAAAUAAGGGUUGA
Molecule: messenger RNA, 501 nt
Organism: Cucurbita pepo subsp. pepo (vegetable marrow)
Lineage: Eukaryota; Viridiplantae; Streptophyta; Magnoliopsida; Cucurbitales; Cucurbitaceae
Source: RefSeq, a predicted model, not a curated record